AAUGGAAUUACGAGACAUUCAUCACCGCUUGCAAAUAAUAAACCAGGGGCUGCUAAGAAGCUGGUUAUCAAAAAUUUUAAAGAAAAACCCAAGAUGCCUGAUAAUUUUCAACAAGAAACAUGGAGAAAGCUGUGUGAAGCCGUGGAAGCUAUCCAUAAGAGUUGUUCCAUUCGAUAUAGUUUAGAAGAAUUGUAUCAGGCUGUAGAAAAUAUGUGUUCAUAUAAGAUGUCUGCAAACUUGUAUGAUCAACUGAAAGUUGUUUGUGAAUCACAUGUUCAAAGCUGUUUGGAACAGUUUAAAGCAUAUCCUUUUUUAACUGAUACUGAUAAUUCAGAUUAUGAACAGUUUUUGAAGAAACUAGAUUAUUGUUGGCAAGCCCACUGUAGACAAAUGAUCAUGAUCAGAAGUAUAUUUUUGUUCCUAGACAGGACAUUUGUAUUACAGAAUUCUACAAUUUUGUCUAUAUGGGAUAUGGGAUUAGAUUUAUUUCGAGCCAAUGUCAUCAGUGAUAAAGUUGUAGAAGGUAAAGCUGUUGAUGGAUUGUUAAAGUUAAUAGAAAGAGAAAGAAAUGGAGAAGCUGUUAAUCGACAAUUGUUAAAAAGUUUACUACGCAUGUUGUCUGAUUUACAGAUUUAUAAAGAAGCAUUUGAAAAGAAAUUUUUGGAAGCCACAGAUUUAUUGUAUGCUGCAGAAGGACAACAGUUAAUGCAGGAAAGAGAUGUUCCAGAAUAUUUACACCAUGUUGAUAAGAGAUUAAAUGAAGAAACAGAAAGAUUAUUACAUUAUUUAGACCAAUCAACCAAAAAACCUCUAAUAUCAUGUGUUGAAAAGCAGCUACUAGAACAGCAUUUAUUACAGAUUUUACAAAAAGGUUUGGAUAAUUUAUUACAAGAAAACCGAAUCGAAGAUUUAUUGUUGUUAUAUCAACUGUUUUCAAGAGUUAAAAAUGGUCAGAAAGAGUUAUGUACAAUGUUUGCUGAAUAUAUAAAGGUUUCUGGAAGAUGUAUUGUUCUCAAUAAUGAAAAUGAUGCUGAUAAAGAUAAGGAAAUGGUGCAGAAAUUAUUAGAUUUUAAAGAUAAGAUUGAUAAUAUAAUUGACGUAUGUUUUGGUAAGAGUGAGAAGUUUGUCAAUGUUAUGAAAGAAAGCUUUGAAAACUUUAUAAAUCAACGACAGAAUAAACCUGCUGAACUUAUUGCGAAAUAUGUGGACAGUAAGUUGAAAGCAGGCAAUAAGGAAGCUACAGAAGAAGAAUUAGAACAAUUAUUAGAUAAAAUAAUGGUUAUAUUCAGGUUUAUACAUGGUAAAGAUGUAUUUGAAGCUUUCUAUAAGAAAGAUUUAGCUAAGAGAUUAUUAAUGAGUAAAAGUGCUUCCGUGGAUGCUGAAAAAUCCAUGUUAUCCAAGUUAAAACAAGAAUGUGGUGCUGCAUUUACUAGUAAAUUAGAGGGAAUGUUUAAAGAUAUGGAAUUAUCUAAAGACUUAUCACUAGCUCUCAAACCUUACAUGCAGAAUUUAGAUGUGGCUGGUGGUAUAGAAUUAACAGUAAAUAUAUUAACUAUGGGAUACUGGCCUACAUAUCAACCUAUGGAAGUUCAUUUACCACAAGAGAUGAUUAGGUAUCAGGAAAUAUUUAAGAAGUUCUAUCUUGGUAAACAUAGCGGAAGGAAACUUCAAUGGCAGCCAUCAUUAGGUCACUGUGUUUUAAAGGUGGAUUUCCCCUCUGCUAAGAAAGAAUUACAAGUGUCACUGUUUCAAUCUUUAUGUCUGCUAUUAUUUAAUGAUAGUACAGCACUAUCUUAUGAAGAAAUUAAAGCUGCUACAGCAAUAGAGGAAAGUAUAUUAAAAAGAACUUUACAGUCAUUAGCUUGUGGUAAACCAACUUUAAGGGUACUGAGUAAAAAACCAAAGGGUAGAGAUAUAGAAGAUGGUGAUAAAUUUUAUUUUAAUGAAGAAUUCAAACAUCCUUUAUUUCGUAUACGAAUUAAUCAAGUCCAAAUGAAAGAAACGCCUGAAGAGAAUACAAGUACAACAGAAAAAGUUUUCCAUGACAGACAAUAUCAAGUAGAUGCUGCUAUUGUACGAAUCAUGAAAACAAGAAAAACUUUAAGUCAUAAUCUAUUAAUAUCUGAACUAUAUAAUCAACUUAAAUUCCCAGUCAAGCCAACAGAUCUGAAGAAACGAAUAGAAAGUUUGAUAGACAGAGAUUAUAUGGAGCGUGAUAAAGAUAAUCCAAAUAGUUAUCAUUACGUUGCCUAAUGAAUCCAGACAUCUAAUCAAAUAUAUGUGAUAUUUCUUAUUAUGUGGUGUUUAAAUCAACAAUAUGUGAACUUCAGGGUUUAAAAACACCGUUAAAUUCAAUUUGGGCAACAAACUUGUGUGCUAUAUCAGUGAAAGCCAGGCUAGUUGCAGUGGUGUUGUGUUUCUAGAGAGAAGCCAUUGUAUAUAAAAACGUGUAUAUUUGGAAGUUGUCUUGUGAAUAUAUUGUAAAUAGUAUAAAUAUUGCUGUGCAAAAAAAGAGAAAAUGAAAUUUGUACAUAUCUUGAAAAAAAUAUUUUGAUUUUAAAUCUUAAGCUAUAAUUCAUCAUGAAGAUGAUCUGAACAACAUACUUGAUUCCAAUGGAAAUCUACCAGUGCUUAAUUGUUUUUUUUUCAUGGUAAACUCUUAUGACAAUUUUGAUU
This is a messenger RNA of Lottia gigantea (owl limpet), 2676 nucleotides long. RefSeq lists its product as hypothetical. Gene Ontology annotation, molecular function: ubiquitin protein ligase binding. The record is from RefSeq and is a predicted model, not a curated record. Gene Ontology annotation, biological process: ubiquitin-dependent protein catabolic process; protein ubiquitination; DNA damage response. The transcript is spliced from 22 exons. Lineage: Eukaryota; Metazoa; Mollusca; Gastropoda; Lottiidae. Bases 94 to 2253 code for a protein of 719 amino acids. Gene Ontology annotation, cellular component: Cul4-RING E3 ubiquitin ligase complex.